Messenger RNA from Ambispora leptoticha, 796 nucleotides. The record is from the annotation of a GenBank genome assembly. Lineage: Eukaryota; Fungi; Glomeromycota; Glomeromycetes; Archaeosporales; Ambisporaceae.
UUGGUGUGGAGCCGAUCCUUCACCUCUUCUUAAAGUUGAUUCGACAGAUAAACAAGUCUUGGAAUUCAAAAAUUUUUUUGGAACGAUGAAUACAAACGAGAAAAAAGAAAUUCAUGAAUACAAGACUACAGCUAGUUCUUCGGACAUAGAAGAAAAUUCUCAACCAUCGUACAUACCCAACUUCUUGCCAUCAUUACCUGAUGGUUGCCCAGCAAAAAGAUCAGAAUUCGAAUCGGAUGUUAACAGUAACGCAAAAAAGGAAAAAGAUUUAACACAAAAAAAGAGAAAUGCAGAACUUUCUUAUUGUACCGUGAAUCCAGAAGAAACAAUCUGUGCUUUUUCGAGUUAUGGACUUCUUGGCGAUGAUACCGAAACUUCUAUGCCUGAAUUAAGUGAUUCCGAGCUUUUUGUUCUCAAACCAAUAACUAGUAAAUUUGAAAAAAUAAGAAUUUCAUAUUCUAGUAAUACUUUAUCAAGGCAAAACUCUUCAAGAAUUUCAAGACGUGUUCUUCCCAUCUUAUCGGAUGAAUUACCUCCGAAUCUGUUAUCGCGAAUAAGAAAACGAUCUAGAAAAAACCUCGAUGAAACUGAAGAAUCUACUGUUCCAAAUAUCAAAAAAGCAAAAACUGAAAAAGCGGGAAAUAUUUUGCUGACUCCCAAAAAGAAAGCAGCCACCAUUAAAACUGUGAAACCGAAACCUACCAAAAACACGUCCACACCAUCGACCAAAACAGCUAAUGAAAUAGCGAAACAAUUGCCGCCACCGCUUCCAGACAAUAACACAGAAUCGAAAUAA